AUGCUUCUUCUUCACACUAAUGAGGAUCUGGUAGGGAGCUUUAGUACGUAGAGACUCUAGUAGGAUUUUUUUCAAUUGAAGAAGAUCAAUUGUAGAUCAUGAUACUGUUUUACCGGUGAGAGGUAUAAAGUGAUUGAAAUUGGAACAAGAACUUCGUAUAAAUAGUUUGGCGAAUGGCUCCAAUCAGUCAGUAUUCGGUUAUUUGGCUGCUAGAUAAGUGAAACUAGCUAGUGCAGUAUUGCAUAUUACCUUGUUUCUUACAGGUUUUACUGUGCGUGAACAAAUGUGUAAAAAAGUGUACAGCAUAAUUGAAUCUACUCAAAACUAGUUUCAUAGUUGUGUGUGGAUAGUUCAGCAAUAGCUGAUAUUUGUGAUUUUUGGGAAGAAAACUAGUUUAAAAUACAAUAAACAUCAUAGAAAUGCUAAAAUUAAUAAAAUGUGCAAGUGUGCCAAAGCAUUGCUGCUAUUUUCUGUUGGUUUCUGUAAUUAUGAGAGUUAAGGCCGAGGCUCCAAUCAACUCAUACUUACCGCCCGCUCAUGGUCAUGGUCACGGUGGAGAAGGUGGGCAUCAUGACGAUCACCAUACGGAUUUAGUACCACCAUCGAGCAGCUAUGGAACUCCCGAUUCAAGUUACGGUCCCCCUCAUCAUCAGUCUGGGUUUCAUCCAGAUCAUCACGAGUACGAAGACCAUCACGAUCACCAUGAUAACCACGAUGAUAGCGGAUCCUUUGAAGAUGAACCGGCCAAGUAUGAGUUUAGCUACGAAGUCGAUGACGAAGAUGCUGAUCUGUCUUUCGGUCAUGAAGAAAUGCGUGAUGGAGACUACACCACUGGAAAAUAUAAUGUGUUACUUCCUGAUGGUCGUCGACAGAUUGUAGAGUACGAGGCAGAUCACAAGGGAUAUAGACCGAAGAUAACCUACGAAGGAGGAGAUGAACAUCCGCAUCAUCAUGAUCAUCCUCAUGAGCACGGACACGAGCAUGGACAUGAUGGGUACCCAAAGGAAACUCCACAUACACAACUUGGUUACCCUAGGGAAUCACAUCACGAUUUCGAGCAUAACGGUAUUGGACAUGGCUCGAAUGAGUACGACUCGCAUGGCCACGAUAAUGGACAUAGUCGAGCUGAUCACGGAAUUCACGACAGCCAUCGGGGCUAUGAUAGCAAUGCUCACGAGAACCAUGGAAACGGACAUGGUCAUGGACACGGGCACGGACAUAACGGUCACAACAGUCAUAAUGGGCAUCACCAUAACGGACAUAAUGGUCACCACCGCAGAAGAAGCAGCAAUAUUAACAACCACCAACACUCCUCGAAUCACCAUAACAGCAAUAAUCAUCGUCACAAUGGCUAUCACUAGAUCUAUGAAAGCCUAGAAUGCAUUGCGUGCAAAAUGCUUUGGUGAAACAGAAAAUACGGAUCAGAAAACGGAUUAAUGCAUUGGAAAUAACGUUUAAGAAUCGAAGAAUCGGAUAUGAUGUUUCGAAAACAUGAAUCACUCAGUUUCCGUUUCUUAUGCUUCACUUCGCUUGUCCCUGUAAUAGACACUGAGACAGUAUCAAGACACUGUACUAGACAAAUGAUUUGUAUUAUAUAGGUCAUUAACCAACGCUAAUGUAAUACGAACAGCAGCUAAUUUAUAAGCUUAUAAGCAUAUGCAAUACAUGCGUCCUCACAUAACGAAGGACUUAAAAGCAA
Anopheles funestus (African malaria mosquito) is the source of this 1699-nucleotide messenger RNA. RefSeq names its product histidine-rich glycoprotein-like. Gene Ontology annotation, cellular component: extracellular matrix. The transcript is spliced from 4 exons. The record is from RefSeq and is a predicted model, not a curated record. Lineage: Eukaryota; Metazoa; Arthropoda; Insecta; Diptera; Culicidae. The coding region runs from base 420 to 1361 and encodes 313 amino acids.